This is a messenger RNA of Daphnia pulicaria, 1456 nucleotides long. It is a transcript of the gene Slimp, whose product is annotated as serine--tRNA ligase, mitochondrial-like. Gene Ontology annotation, molecular function: ATP binding; serine-tRNA ligase activity; tRNA binding. The transcript has a single exon. Lineage: Eukaryota; Metazoa; Arthropoda; Branchiopoda; Diplostraca; Daphniidae. Gene Ontology annotation, biological process: seryl-tRNA aminoacylation. The record is from RefSeq and is a predicted model, not a curated record. Gene Ontology annotation, cellular component: mitochondrion. The coding region runs from base 1 to 1326 and encodes 441 amino acids.
AUGGCUCUAAGAAUCUUGUCUACUUCUCACAUCAACAUCAAAAAUAAAAACAUUUAUCUUUUCCUAGUUCGAGGAGUUGUAUCUGCCUUGCACAUACCCGGUCAUUUAUCAAAAGCAGCAGUGUCAAUAUUAACUCCUGAUUUGAGCAAUAUUGACAGAUUGAUUACUGACGACUUAGUGAAAUUGCAAACAAAUCUUUCAUCGAGAAAAUCAUCAUUUCAUCUGGAUUCUUUUAUUCAACAAUGGAAUCACAUGGUUGAACUCCGUCUUCAGCGCGAAGAUCUGGAAACCAGAAGAAUUGAAGUCACCCAAUUGAUGAAGCAAGUCGCGUCCCAUACUGCAGAUACCACUCGCCCCAAUAAGAUUGAAGAAGUUAAACAAGAAGGUAUAAGAUUGAGAACCCAAUUGAAAGAACUAACGAAAGUAUGGUGGGAUGUCGAAGAAACAGCCGUGACUCGAGCUUUGAGCCUUCCUAACAGCUUACAUUCUGAAACACCCAUUGAAGAUAGCAGAGAGUUGUAUUCCUUCAUUCCUCCGAAAUCCGCACAUAGCCCCAAUGAUUCCACCAAGCUGGACGUAAAGUUUGUCAGUCACAGUCCUACAGCUUUCUAUAUGAGAGGUCUUUCUGCUCGGCUUGAACUGAAUUGGAUGCGAAAUUUCAGCAACGAUUGGAUCAGCAAGGGCUACAACUUAAUUUCACCACCCGAUUUCGUUAGAUCAUUAAUAGUUGAUGGUUGCGGUCUUGAUUUCAACAAUCCCCAAAAAGUUUUGAGUCUAGCUACAGUUCCAGAUCACGGCAGUCUUGAAAAAGGGAACGGUUUUCAUCUAGUUGGCGGUUCCUCAUUACCCGCCAUGGUGGCGUUCCUGACUAAAAAUGCUAUCGAAGAGCCGAUUCCAUUGCGACUGGCAUCUGCUGGACGUACUUACCAUCCUCCGACGGAAUCAAACCACGAAGACCUUACCAAUACCACACAAGCUUCAUCCAUACACUUGUUAACCGUAAUGAAGAAUUGUCCAGAUGCCAUGUUUAAAGAAGUUGUACGCGUUCAAGAAACUAUUUCAAUGCAGUUGCAAAAACUUGACGUGAAUUUCCGGAUCAUUGCUGUACCUGCCCGUCAGUUGGAGUCAUGGGAACAGUACCGUUCGUCUGUUGAACUCUUCUCGUCAUCGUCUAAGAAGUUCAUUCAAGUAGCCAACAUUUCGAUCAUCGGUGACUAUAUUUCUAGACGGCUCUCCAUUUAUGGUCCAAACAAAGAGUGGCCCGGUUUUGUAACAUCACAAGCCCUGUCUGUUCCAAAACUGCUUUAUUGUUAUUUAAAAAACUAGAGCCACCAGUAUCGAAUGUCGUAAAAGUCGUGUAAGUCAUUAGCGUUGAAAAUCAUGAUCGUAGUCCAGCAUUGUAUGAAUAGAAAACCAGAUGAUUUUUGCCUUGAAAAUACACCGAAACUUACCGUUA